Molecule: messenger RNA, 2929 nt
Organism: Microbotryum saponariae
Lineage: Eukaryota; Fungi; Basidiomycota; Microbotryomycetes; Microbotryales; Microbotryaceae
Source: the annotation of a GenBank genome assembly
AUGGAGCCACAGGCUUCACUGGCUCGUCGACCUUCGGCCACCACAGGUGAGCACCCCCUGACUGGCCAGCAGUUGAGCGAGUGGAUCAUCGUCGCCCGCCCUGGCUGGCACUCAUGCCUCCAGCCGCCGCGGACUUUGGCCGAAGUCAACUCGCAAACAGCCUGAACCCAACGACUCGAAUCGCAUACCUGCUGACACUGACGUUUUUCCCUUUCUGUCCCAGUCAAUAUCUCGCCAGCUCACCAAGACGACCCGAUCGAUUACUCGCACAGCUCCGCGCGGUCGUCGUCCUCACCUCACCCGAUUAGCCUACCAGACUCGGGCCGAAUUGGGACCGGCGCAUUCUCCCAGGGACAACAUCUCCGAAAGGAGUCCUUCCCGAGCCCAUUCCUCGAUAUACCAGGUGCAUCAAGAAGAUCGGUCCCGGCCUUAUUCGGCAACUCGAAUCUCUCGAAUGGCGCGGGCGCGAGAGGCUCCACAUCGAGCGGGCCUCGAACCCCACACGUGAAUGCGAACACAUUCCCUUCAUACGGCGGCGCACGGAGAGCGUUCUACACUACGAAAAGUCAACCGGGAUGGAAACGCACCUUACGACUUGUUCGAGAUGUCGUGCUGCGACCGAUCUACCUCGUCGGGAGAAGGGGUCCACUCAUCCCCCUCUUGCUGGUGCUGAUCAGCUUCGGCUUGUUCCUGACGUAUUCGACCUCGCCUUCGUCGCAAAAAGUCAAGCUGAGGAUGCAGGGCGCGGUUGGACCUUACAUCCCGCAAAGGGCGGCAUCGGUGAUGAGUUGGCAUGAUCGAGCUUCGGAGGAGGCCGAAAGCGGAGCGGGCCUCGAUGAUGAAGAAUCGGACUAUACACCACCGGGGUCCAAAAAGCCGACGGAGGCGACCAAGGGUCGACAGGGCAAGCUCCCCAAGGCCAAGAGUACGCUUUCAACUGCGAUCGAAUUACCUGCUGCGAGGAGGGAUGGAAGGCUGUUGCUUAAGGAAGGGGAGGUGCAUCCGAUCCCGGCGAUGAUGGCAAGGGCGAAGAGGCAGUGGAAGGAACUCAAGGGGCAACAAAGCAAGACAUUCAAGGAGGCAGUCGCAGAGUACGAGAAGCGGUACCGACGCAAGCCGCCAAAAGGUUUUGAUCAAUGGUGAGCUUUAGUCAUUUCCCACCUCCUGAAAUGGUGAAACGUGAUAGCUGACUUGAUCGUAUUCUUGCGCACAGGUAUGCUUUUGCCAAAGCACACAAGGUCGUUCUGAUCGACGAGUUCGACUUGAUCGACAAGGAUCUGCUCAUGUACCGCGCCUUUGAUCCUCCUCAUUUCCGCAAUCGCGUCAAGUACACGUCUACGUACCUCGACAUGCUGUGGAACAUGACCGUUACCAACGGUGUGAUCUCUCGUGCGGGCCAACUCGAGAAUCACGACCGAGCGAGAGGAGUCGAGUUCUUGGCGUCGAGAUUCGCACAUUUGCUUCCCGAUAUGACGAUCAUGUACAAUGGGCAUGAUGGAGCGAGGAUUGCGGUGGCCGCCGAGGAACGGGCUCGACUGGAAAAUCUGGUCAAGAAAGGAGAAUGUGAGCCCCUCAAACCGGUCUCAGCGGGCUGCACUGCAGACACCUCCGUACUGACGACAAUAGGGCGUGUAACUGCUUUUGUUUUGACAGAUGAGCCUGAUGAAGGAGCACCUUACCCACCCAAAGAGAUAGGACCUUGGCCUCACCACUCGAUGCCCGCCUUCUGCCCGAAUGGAACUGCGGUCCGAGGGAAGGUUUUCGAAUAUGGCUGGGCGAGCAUGGACUCGACGGGCUACGAAAUGCCCGCCCCCGUUCCUGGCUCGAUUGGCAGUCUGGUCGAUGGCUUCAAGCAAUAUAUGGAUGUCUGCGACUCGCCGCAGUACCGUCACUUUCACGCGACCACGUCAUGGGUCUACACCCACCACCCGACGCCGGUCGUCCCCCUUUUCACCCCCGGUGUACAGACGACUUUUGGCGAUGUGCACUCUUUGAUUGUCGAACAACUCGAACUCGAAGCCAAGCAUGAUCCGAAGUGGGAGGAGAGGCCCUUCUCGUCACUACAAUGGCGCGGGCAGACGAGUGGACCGCUAUGGGAGAAAACGUCGCCGUGGCGCACGACCCAACGUGCUCGUCUGCAUCUCCUAUCGCAUCAGGAGUCGGGGACGCGCAACAUCACCUUGACGGACGAGGACGACAAGAUACGCCUCGUUGAAGUGCCCAACUUCAAGUUAAACCCAUUGUUCUUGGAUACUGGGAUGGUCGGCCCGGCGGUGCAGUGCGUCAAGGAGGAUGGGACGUGCGACGAGAUGCAAGAAGUGUUUCAAGGUUACGACAAGCGCAUCUCGUUUGACCGAGCUGCCUUGUACAAAUACGUACUAGGUGAAUGCCACCGAUGAUCGCGCGAUCUCUAAAGUGCUGCUUGCUGACGGACCAAGUUUGAUCCACAGACGUUGAUGGCAACAGUUGGUCCGGUCGUUUUCGCCGAUUGAUGCUGUCCAACGCGGCGGUCGUGAAAGCGACGAUCUUUCCCGAAUUUUGGACGGACUGGGCCAUCCCAUGGUUGCAUUUCAUCCCUAUGCAAGUCGACUACAGCGACAUGUGGGACAUUCUCGCCUUCUUCCGUGGCGGGAUCAACGGCGAAGGCGCUCACGACGCUCUGGGGAAGCAGAUCGCCAUGGCUGGUAAGGAGUGGGUCAGGUCGUGUUACCGUUGGGCCGAUUUGGAGGCAUACCAGUUCAGGUUGAUGCUCGAGUAUGGGAGGCUGUACAAUGACGAGACCGAACCGGGGUCCAAGGACUUUAAUGGUGAUACGUGAGUGGUUCUUUCACGGAUCUGUCGGGCUGGAUUAGUGGCAGAAACUGAGUUCAUGAGCCUAUACUACAGAUCGAUUGAACCUGUGUGGAAAGGGGAAGUCAAGCUGGAGUGA